AGACAUAGCUAAGACAUUAAUAUACAAUAAUUGGUUUACAGGGUAACAUCUAUUCGGUACAAAUUUUGAUAAACUCUUGUUCAUUAACUAGAAUGUGUUAGUAAAAGUCAAAAGCAAAGGCAAUAGUGUGGAUAUACAUACUUUCUCCAUCUUCAUCCAAAUCAAAUUCUUCAAUCAUGGCUCUUAAUUCUUCAUCAGUUAAAUUCUCACCCAAAUCCUUAGCGAUCUUUCUUAAAUUUCUCAAUGAGAUCUUACCGGUGUUAUCUUCAUCAAACAACUUGAACGCGCGUUUAAUCUCAUCCAAGGGGUCUCGUUCAAGAAUCAUCUGUCCUACGACUUUGAAGAAGUUAUCGUAGUUGAUUAAGUUUGUGUCAUCGGUGUCGUAUUCAGUUAUGAUAUCCAAUACUUGUCGCUUAGGCAAAUCGAAACCCAAAGCACGGAAUGCGACUUUACAUUCAUGAUAGUCUAAAUAGCCAUCGCCAUUCAUGUCAAAUAUUGAGAACGCUUCUCUGAUUUCAAUUCGUUGUUCAUCGAGUAGUUCUUGCUUUACAGUGGGUUGCUGUUGUUGUUGUCCGGGAGUCCGUUUAUUGCCGGGGAAAGGGCUGGUUGUUUGGGGUUGGUAGUCCAAUGUACUCUUUCUUCCGCUGAAGGCCAUUUUUUUGUUUUGUUAGUUGUGUGUGUUUAUAAAGGUGUAGUCUUGGUGUUGAUAGUUUGAACUUUUUUUUAGUUUUUGAUUUAAACGCGUGUUUUGCACUAACAAAAUCUGGCAACCAAAUCUGAUUACUUACAACAAGGUGCAUUCUACAAUCAUACAAUCAAUUGAACAUAUAUAUAUUCUCCAACCUUUGUAGUGAAAUAUCAUUAAAUGAAGUUAUAUAACCCAGUAUGACGGAAUAUUCAGUGGGAUCAAAAGUCAUAGUGAAAACAACCCCAGGCAUAAUCCGCUACAUAGGCACCACCCAAUUCGCCCCUGGGACAUGGUAUGGAGUCGAACUAUCCCAGCCAAACGGUAAGAACAAUGGUUCAGUGGAAGGUGUUCAAUAUUUUCAUUGUAAACCCAACCAUGGCGUGUUCGUGCGGCAAAGCAUGCUCGAACCACAGAAGGAAAUGUCGCCCGACUUGAAUAAUGUCAAUCGGAUUAUUGAUAAGUUGCAGAAUAAACUCAAGUUGGUAACUUCCGAAUCCAGUGGGUAUAAAGAGAGGAUAAGUGAGUUAAUGAAGGAGUCAGAGAGGACCAUGGAGAGAAUUGGAGGUCUUGAACUGAAAUUAGAAAUGCAAUUAUUGGAGAAUGAGUUUUUGAAGUCCAGUAAUUUGGAAUUGACUACUCAAUUAGAGGAAUUACUGGACAGGUAUAAGAAACUAGAUACUGAGUUUCACUUGAUCAAAGAAGAGUUGGAAAUUAAUCAAGAGUUGGAGCAUGAGUUCAGUUUUGUUGAUGUGGAACAAUACUCUUCUGAUGAUAUAAAGUCCAUCGUUGAACGGAAUAAGCAGCUUGAACUGGCAUUGGUCGCAUUAAAGAAACUUUCAGAAGAGACAGAAAACAACUUAAAGAAGGAAAUUGACGAGCUUAAACUAAGCCAAGGCAUAGAAGAAAGACUCGAACAAUUUGAAGAAUUAGAAAAGAUUACUGAACAUUUAACUCAUGAAAAUCACGAACUUUCAAAGACUAUCAUAUCUCUUAACAAAACUAUAGGCGAAUUGAAUGAGAUUCAUGAUUUAGAUAAACAACUUGAAGAAACUCAAAAACAGUCAGAAGCAGAAUUAAGAAAACAGGUCCUGAACUUGACUAAAGAAAUUGAAGUAAAUAAAGAGAAAAUAAGGACUUUGGAGGACAAGAACAAACUGUUGCAAAAGAAUAUAGACAAGUCUGUUCCUGAGAAAGAUUUGACUGAUUAUGAACUCGAACUAAAAUCAACUCAGCAAACACUUCGAGAUUUAAAAGCAAAAUCUCGUGCUGAUUCAAUAAAGCUUGAAUUGGUUGAAAAUAGAUACAGCAUAGUAACCCAGCAUACAAUCCCUCAUGAAUUAAGUGAUGUUAUUCUUAAAUUCAAGUUAACUAUUCUGGACUUGAAUGUUCUAUCGACGAAGUUCCCUAAGAAAUUAUCAGGUCAAAUAUAUGCAUACUUUGUUGUUAUGGAGUUGCAAGAAUUUUUCAAGUUUGUUCAUAUGUUAUUAGAAUAUAACCCAGAUUUGGAUCUCAAUCUUGAGUUACUUGACCCUAUAUUAAAUGCAAUCACUGCGUUUAUCCAAGGUGAUGAUUUGCAACAGGGCAUAAUUGAUGAGUUUACUCAAGUUGGCAAAGCAAUUCAUACAAUUAUUGAAUUUCUGGAAUUGGAAGGGCUACAACUAGUUGACAAUUUAUGGGUGAGAUUUAUUAAUUCUUUGCUUAGACAUCAACAUGAAUUUUCAAAAAGCAUAGUUGAACAAUAUCCUAAUUUGAGAAAGCAAUUAGAUCAAUUAGUUCAGGAAGAUACAGCUAUUGAUAUAACUAAGGAAAUAGAAUUUCCCAAGGGUAAGCCUAAUUUUCGUAUACUUUUCAAGCAAAUCAAUGACUGUGUAAAUGAAUUACAUUCACUUAUCACAAAAGACGAAUUGUCUGAAACACAGUUACUGUUGUCACUUGAGAACAUUCCACACAUUGACUUCGCAUACGGUCAUUCAAUUGAUCCUGUAUCAAUAUAUGACAUCAAACCAGAACCAGAACAAAUUGCAGAAAAAUCGGAAGUUCCAGAUUCGCUAGUUUCUGAACUCAAUUCCAAGAUUCUCCAAAAAGAUCAAGAAAUAUCAGACCUCAAAUUGAAUAUCACCAUGUUGGAACAAAAUAUGAAAUCGUUGACUAGUCAAAACACUCUUAACUUGGAGAAUUUACAAGCGAAACUUAUUAAACAAGAACAACAAAUACAAUCAUACUUGGAAACGAUUAAAUCACUUGAAUUAGAGAAAGAAGAUUUAAAAACUCAGUUAACUCUUGUUGAAAAGAAUACCCAGGAAUACGAUCUUGUAUUCAAUGACUUGAAAUCCCAACAUCAAUAUAAUGAGAAUAUUUCCUUUAUGGAACAAAUAUCUCAAUUGAAACAAAUCAAUAAGAUGAGAAUGGCUACGCCCAAGCAGGACUACAGUUGGUUAAAAAAGACAUCAAGAACUAGGUGGAAUGAAACAACUCCGUUGAUGGAAUUAUCGCGAGAUUUGCGGUCAAUUGCAUUGGAUGUCAAAGCAGUUCACAUUGCCACCACUUCUACAUGGCGUCCUAAAAAGAAUUUACCCAAAUAUGCUAAUUUGUUAAUUGAAGAAAGGUAUACUCAUUACAAAUCCCGCCGAAAUAACCUACUCUAGUGAAUUCCUUCGAUGUUUGGGCCAUUUAUUCGCCCGAUCUAUAUGUUCGCGAGGAUAGAACCAUUCGAGCACGGCAUAAAUAAAGAUAUCGACAAUCACGCAAAGAACAUACAACUUUCCAGCAAUUACCCCACAACAAUAAUACUUUUGUAAUCGUUCAAUUAACGGUUGAUUCAAUACAUUUAGAUCCAACAGAUUAUACACGUUUUCCGUGCGCUUGGCAAUGUCUGACCACGAAUACAUUUUGGACACUACAGAAUGGAACGUGGAUGUGUCUAUUUCACCCGAUUGGAUUAAGUCUAUAGCGUUUAAUGUAGCAUCUACUAAUGAAUCUUCUUCUGGUUCCGCAAAUCGAAAGAUUUCCUUGGGGAGGACCUCGGGGAUUCCUCCUACUUUUGUAGUAACCACGAACAAACCGCAUGAUGCCGCUUCGACAAUGACUGUCCCAAAUGCCUCCGUGAGUGACGGGUGCAAGUAAAUGUCUCCCUGAACCAUUACAUCUCGAACUUGCUCGUGUUUGACUGCACCAAUGAGCUUGACCCGUUCUUGGAGGAAAUACUCCUCUCUCAUUUGUUCAAGGUCAAGAAAUUUGGGGCCAUCACCAGCAAUUAGGAACUUCACAUUGGGUUUGGCCAUGCAUAUUCGUGGGAUGAUCGCCGUAAGUAAAUCGGCACCUUUAUUAGGAAAUAGUCUUGUAAUAACCACAAUCGUAAUAUCCUCUCCUUGUUUCUUGUUCAAAUCAGGCAGGAAAUCCUUCGAUAUAACAGCAUUGGGGAUAACACUCACGCUCAAAGGAUCAAGCGAGGCUCGUAAUACCGUGUUCUCUUUACACGUAUGCGACACACAAAUGACAUGCCCUACGUCACUAAGCGUGAACUUCAACACUUUAUUCCCGAGAAUAGAACCCACAUCGGCAAACCCAAAUAGUGAAUGAUCGGUGAAUACGGUACGCAUCCCCAUUGUGCGGGCGUGGAAGAUCGCUUCGUGGCCUAUACUGCUGAAUGUUCCGUGACCAUGCACGAUAUCAAUUUCUUCUCGAAUGAAUAUGUUCCUUAGUAUAGGGAAUAACGAGAACACUGUAGGAAAAGUGGAGCUUCGGUAUAGAACAAAGAAAGGAAUGUAAUAAACUUUUAAUCCGUUCGUGAGUGUUCGUAUCCCGGUACGAUUGCCAUAGUGAUGCGUGAUUAUUAUUACAGAGUGACCCAUGUCAAUUAGCUUUUGCGAUAGAUGGUAUACAUGGAACUCUACUCCUCCUGGCUGAGGAUAGAAGAAAUCGCUGACCAUUGCUAUAUUAUACCCCAUGUUGGCAUUAGCGGUUGUAGUAC
Molecule: messenger RNA, 4658 nt
Organism: Spathaspora passalidarum NRRL Y-27907
Lineage: Eukaryota; Fungi; Ascomycota; Pichiomycetes; Serinales; Debaryomycetaceae
Gene: NIP100
Product: Nip100p
Exons: 1
Coding region: 886-3333 (815 amino acids)
Source: RefSeq, a predicted model, not a curated record